Messenger RNA from Sphaerodactylus townsendi, 1842 nucleotides. It is a transcript of the gene TGIF1, whose product is annotated as TGFB induced factor homeobox 1. Gene Ontology annotation, biological process: regulation of transcription by RNA polymerase II. The transcript is spliced from 3 exons. Gene Ontology annotation, molecular function: RNA polymerase II cis-regulatory region sequence-specific DNA binding; DNA-binding transcription factor activity, RNA polymerase II-specific. The record is from RefSeq and is a predicted model, not a curated record. Bases 562 to 1365 code for a protein of 267 amino acids. Lineage: Eukaryota; Metazoa; Chordata; Lepidosauria; Squamata; Sphaerodactylidae.
GAAGCAAAGCAGGAAGCGAACGGAGGGUCCGGGCUCUCCCUGCCCUGUCACCAGUGCAGUCUGUCGGCUGCUUUGCAAGAAAGAGGUUCUGCCUCCCCCCCCCCUCGUCGGCGCCCCCCCCCCCGGCUUUUGGCGCUGCUAUCUGACAGAGUCAAUCACCCAAGCUGCCAGGCAGCAGCAGGGGAGGAGAAGCGGGGGGGGGGGGGCGGAGAGGGAGGGGAGGUGGCUCCGGUUCCUGGUGACUCUCCCGCUUACUCAUUGCUGGGCGGUGGGGGAGGGCGCACCUCGUGGUGGAGGAGGCAGCCGCGCGCUCUCCUCACUUCGCCCGGCGCUAGUUAAACAAAGAGAGAAGCGGCGGAGUGAGCGCCCCGCUCAAGUUACUUGCAUCUUUCAGCGAGAAAACUGUCAGCUCCGCACACACUGGACGCCCUUUAAGAACCACUGCUGGGAAGGGGUUUUUCCCCCCCUUUCUCUCUGGCUUUCCUUUCCCAAGUGUCCUCCUUCCUUUCUGAAAAACGAGGAAUCCUCGACUAUUGGCAGAAGGAAUUUCCAGGGGACGAGAUGAAAACUAAAAAAGGUGCUCUUGUUGCAGUCUCAGGUAGUGAGACUGAUGAUGACGACAGCAUGGAUAUCCCCCUGGAUCUUUCUUCUUCUGCCAGCUCCAUCAAGAGGAAGAGACGGGGUAACUUGCCCAAGGAAUCAGUUCAGAUUCUUCGGGACUGGCUAUAUGAUCACCGCUAUAACGCCUAUCCUUCAGAACAAGAAAAAGCACUACUGUCCCGACAGACACACCUUUCCACACUACAGGUCUGCAACUGGUUUAUCAAUGCACGGCGUAGACUUUUACCUGACAUGCUGAGGAAAGAUGGGAAGGACCCAAAUCAAUUCACAAUCUCAAGAAGAGGGACCAAGAUGGCUGAUGGCAGCCCGGUGGAAUUCUCCGUUGGCACAAAAAACUGCAUUCCACUGAUUGAGGGCUCCUAUCUCUCUGGCAGCCCAGGACUAAACAAGAUUUGUAAACCUUCUUCCCCGGCAUCAGUUUUGGCUCGACCAUCAGUAAUAUGCCACACCACAGUAACUGCACUGAAAGAUGCUCCUUUCCAUUUUGGUCAACCAGCUGGUACAGGUCAGACCCCAGAAGACCUGCAGCAGGCCUUUCCUGCCAACUUCACAGACAACUGUCUUAUAUACCGUGAGGAUGCGUCUAAACUGGAAUCGAGUACAAAUGCACAGAAUGGGCUUUUCAACACCCCUCCUCCUACACCUCCAGAUCUCAAUCAGGACUUUAGUGGAUUUCAGCUCCUGGUGGAUGUAGCUCUGAAACAGGCAGCAGAGAUGGAACUGCAGGCAAAACUCAUGGCAUAAAUCCCUCCCUACUUUAUUUUUCUUCUCCCCUGGCAGGGAUGUAAUAGAAAUAUGUGGCAAUUGUCCAUGUCAGUAUCAAAAACUGACUGCAUUUUUUAAAAGUAAUCUUAUUUGCACAAGGGAUUGUUGAGAUGAAGCUUCCUGAAAUGGUCUUCAGUGGAAUAUGGUCAUUCCUAGAAUUAUAAAUGUAAAGCUACUGUAGAAACAAAACGUUUUUCUUUUUUUUAUAAUAAAUGUUUCUUAGUAGGUUUUUCAUAAUGUGAGAUGGUUCCCAAGGUCAUGUGAUUUUUUUGUUAUUGUUUUCAUUGUUUCUUUCAGACUGUGCAAUAUUUAGUGACAAGAUUAGUCUUCAUAUCAUUCCCGUGUGGAACAAAAUAUACCAACAGGCUGUCUUAAAACAAAUUUCAGAUUAAAAAAUGAGUUUGAAUUUUGAUUAUUAUUAUACUUUUUCAUGAUGUAAUAAAGUAUUUUCUUUAA